GGGGGCGCUGGGCGGUCGUUCGGCGCGGGAGUCUGGCGCAUGGCGGACGCGGUUUUGUUCGAGUUUCUGCACACCGAGAUGGUGGCGGAGCUGUGGGCUGCGGACCUCCACCCCGGCCCGGGGGGACAGAAGACCAGCCUGUCUGUCCUGGAGGGCAUCGGCUUCCGUGUGGGCCAGGCUCUGGGUGAGAGGCUGCCCCCGGAGACCCUGGCCUUCAGGGAGGAGCUGGAUGUCCUCAAGUUCCUGUGCAAGGACCUGUGGGUAGCUGUGUUCCAAAAGCAGAUGGACGGGCUCCGCACCAACCACCAGGGGACUUACAUCCUGCAGGAUAACAACUUCCCUCUCCUGGUGCCCAUGGCCUCCGGCCUUCAGUACCUGGAGGAAGCACCCAAGUUCCUGGCGUUCACCUGUGGCCUUCUGUGUGGCACACUGCGUACCCUGGGCGUCCAGAGCCUGGUCACCGCCUCCGUGAUCACCCUGCCUGCCUGUAGGUUCCAGGUGGUGAUCCUCAAGUCCUGAUGAGCCCAGGCUGCCCAGCCCCCCACCUCCCGGGAGAUGGUCCGGUCUGAGCCCAGCCAUCCAGCCCUGAGCUGCACAGGGGGGGGUGGGGUUCUUAGGGCUGCUGGUUUCCAGUCCCGGGGGCCCAUACAGUCGGGGCUGUUACCGAGGGACCUGGGUGUGUCAUGCUGGGUGGCAGGC
This is a messenger RNA of Dipodomys spectabilis (banner-tailed kangaroo rat), 699 nucleotides long. It is a transcript of the gene Trappc6a, whose product is annotated as trafficking protein particle complex subunit 6A. The coding region runs from base 40 to 519 and encodes 159 amino acids. Lineage: Eukaryota; Metazoa; Chordata; Mammalia; Rodentia; Heteromyidae. Gene Ontology annotation, biological process: endoplasmic reticulum to Golgi vesicle-mediated transport; regulation of GTPase activity. The transcript is spliced from 6 exons. The record is from RefSeq and is a predicted model, not a curated record. Gene Ontology annotation, cellular component: TRAPP complex; cis-Golgi network; trans-Golgi network.